GUUCAGAAUUGUGUCUUAUUCUACUGUUUUUGUGCUGUGGCUCUAAGAGGCUGACUGUUGGAGAGUGCUGAUUAUUAUAAGUGUAGAGGAAUUAUCUGGUGGCUAAGUAAUAUUUGAAGGCAUAUUGGAGUUUCUCGGUGAUCAACACAAGUCAACAUGAGUACUGCUACACAGAGGAAAAGACGAACAUCAUCUGCUACAUGUUCCCGCCGUGGAAACCGCAAGAGGAGCCGGACCCAGAUGUCUCAAACAGCGAUGGAGACCAUUGAUGUGCUGGAAAGUGACAGAACUAACAGUGAAGAUGUGGUAGAUUUAACAUGUGAAGGGUCUGAACCUGCGGUUGUUGACCUCACCAAUAAUGAUUCUAUAGUGGUUGUGGAAGAUGGUGUGCAAAGCAGACGCGGACAGGGCACAGAGAGUUAUGUACUGAGCAGUGAUGAAGAGGAAGAGUCCAGUCUUCGACUCAGUCCAGGCUUACUGUCCUCUCUACAUGCCAGCUCGCGAGCCAGGUCUACACCAGGGGCUGUUAGCUGUCCUGUUUGCAUGGAUGCUUAUUCAGAGAUCAUCGACAGUGGUCGGCUCAUGGUCUCCACAAAGUGCGGCCACCUUUUCUGCAGUCAGUGCAUCCGCGACUCUCUCAACAGAGCUCACAGCUGCCCUACAUGUAGAAAGAAACUCACACACAAACAGUAUCACCCAAUAUAUAUCUAAUGGUAAAAACUCGUCCGUGUGCAUCUCUCAGAGAUCUGUAGUACGCUCUCAUGAAACAACUUCACAGCUCCAUAUUUUCACUGGCUAUUUGAUAUUUUACACAUCAAUGCCGAGAUGAUAUUAGGCAUUAUUUUGACUUGUGGAAUUCUGUUGGGACUAAAAGGGCACUUAGUCCAGAAUUGAGUAUUUUUAAAUUGUGUGAAAAAAAAAAAAAUAUAUAUAUACACAUACAUACAUACAUACACACACUGUUUUGGGAAUAUAUCCUACAUUGAGUAGUCUGGGUUUAUGGUUUAAGGCUGCUAUAUUAAUAUUUUUGUUUUAUUUUUGUCAACUGUCCAGUUUGUAGUAUUGAAUAUGGAAUUAGGUUCCAGUUCAAAUGAAAAAAAAAUGAAUGACCAACUGUCACAAGUUAGGAUCUUGUAAUGUUAGUUUAGUCUUGAACAAAAUAGCUUCCUGCUGUGAUGGUCUCCAUUCUUGUUUAGUGAAAGUUGUAAGCCUGUAAUGAUAGUUUGCCAACUGGACAACUUUUAGGUCGCCCUCCCACUAUAUCUUCUCUCAUUUGUUUGUAUAGCCUUCGUACCAGCCUUGUUAGCUUUAACUGUCACUCACAGUUAACUUAUUUUCAUUCAUUGUCUGUUUAUUUGAUCGGAAUUCAUAUUCAGAUUCUUAUUUUGUCGUCAAGCAUAUUGUUGCAUUCAAAUGAGUUUUUGAGGGAACAGUAAAUGCUGACUAUGUAAAUGUGCUUUCAUCUCAGAAGACCUCUUCGACUGAUCGUUUACUCGAUGGUCAGAGAAGUUAAUGG
Molecule: messenger RNA, 1516 nt
Organism: Sinocyclocheilus anshuiensis
Lineage: Eukaryota; Metazoa; Chordata; Actinopteri; Cypriniformes; Cyprinidae
Gene: rnf4
Product: ring finger protein 4
Exons: 8
Coding region: 157-711 (184 amino acids)
Biological process (GO): positive regulation of transcription by RNA polymerase II
Molecular function (GO): zinc ion binding; transcription factor binding
Source: RefSeq, a predicted model, not a curated record